This is a messenger RNA of Marchantia polymorpha subsp. ruderalis, 3005 nucleotides long. The record is from the annotation of a GenBank genome assembly. NCBI's taxonomy places the organism in Eukaryota, Viridiplantae, Streptophyta, Marchantiopsida, Marchantiales, Marchantiaceae.
CUUCGUCGUCGUCGCCCGCAGACGAGGCGAGGCUGCAGCGUCGGAGCGUCUGGAGCGUCAGAGCGAGCGUUUCUCGGCCUUGGCUCCGUCGCCAGCGCUCUCAUGACGAACAUCGAAUUCGCGGGCGCCCGAUCGUCCGUCAGCAUUGGUUAAAACGCGCGCAGAAUUGAGCACCGUGCAGGGUUUUGGAGUCCCUCUGCCGAAAGAGGGACUCCGAAACGAUGGUGCUUCCAGCUCAUAUCGGCGAGCCUCUUCGCUUUCUGAAAUCGGCAAGAGGACGGGAUGUCGCCACGGCUUGUGAAGGGAGAGUGCAGACCGGAGCUGAGUUCGUUGACCGCAUUGCGGGUCUCUCAAUCGGUCUGCGUCGUCUGGGAUUGCAGCCCGGAGACAGGGCUUGUAUUGCCGCAUUGAACAGCGAGUGGUACCUUGAGUGGUUGCUGGCAGUGCCAAGUGCCGGUUGUAUCAUUGCUCCACUCAAUCAUCGAUGGAGUGUGGAAGAAGCCAGUGAAGCCAUAAGAGAGGUCGGUGCAUCUUUGCUGGUUGUGGACCAUCAAUGUGUGGGAUGGUGCCCUGCUUUACUAAGACUAUGCCCGUCCUUGAAGUGGCUAGUUCGUCUCGGUAGCGGAGGACCUCAGAUUAACAGCUUCUUGAUUGAUGCAGAGUCAAUCAUCAAACUUGCGGGCCCUAAACCAGAGCUAGAGUUGGCAUGUUCACCAGACUCCAUCGCUCUGAUUUGUUUCACUUCAGGAACGACGGGUAGACCAAAAGGUGUGUCUUUGAGUCACACUGCCCUGAAUGUCCAGUCGCGGGCAAAAAUUACCGAAGUUGGCUAUUCUUCAAAUGACACCUACCUUCAUGUGGCAACUUUGUGUCAUAUUGGAGGGAUAUCAUCGGCUCUCUCCAUAGUUAUGGUAGGUGGUUGUCACAUUUUGCUGCCGAAGUUCGAAAUUCAAGCUGCCUUUCGUUCCAUCGAGGAACACAACGUCACGGCUAUGAUUGUCGUGCCAUCCUUGGUGUCUGAUAUGGCGUCUUACCACUACAACUCAGCAAGAAAUCCAAGUGAAUUUGUUAGGCCAAGGACGUUUUCCAGCAUGAGAACAGUCCUCAACGGUGCGGGGAGUCUUUCGCAGGAUCAGCUUAAAGCCAUGCAGGACAUAUUUCCUUCAGCUAAGAUCAUGUCAGCAUACGGUAUGACAGAAGCUUGUUCGUCUAUGACUUUUCUGCUCAUCCACGAUCCACAAAAAUCGGCGCCAGAAAGCUACAACAAUCUGACAUCGUUCAAUCGAACACCGAAGUCCUCGGAAAGUUGGCACACAUUUCACAAGGGCGGUGUCUGUGUGGGAAAGCCCGCUCCACAUGUGGAGAUUCAAAUUUUGACAAGAAAACCAGAGUCCUAUUUACCUGGAAUUAUCGCCAAGAAUUUUACUUCCAUGGAAAUUAAGGGACCUGACAGCAAAUCAAGCAGUAGCAGGUUGCCAGGAUUCUGGGACAGCACUCGCAAAAUGCUAUUUGCGUUGGGAGGCUCAAAACAAUCACAAUCACUGAUUCGGGAUAGAGCUCUGUCGAGCGAAGAGGAAUUAGUCGUAGGUAAUGUGCUGACAAGAGGUGCGCACGUGAUGGAGGGUUACUGGGGAAGACCUGAUAAAACAAGAGAGGCUCUGCACGCAGACGGAUGGUUAGACACAGGAGAUGUGGGCUGGAUGGAUGAAGCUGGCAGGUUAUGGCUACUUGGGCGACAAAAGGAUGUUAUAAAGAGUGGAGGGGAGAACGUGUAUGCAUCUGAGGUGGAAAGGCUUCUCGUGAAGCAUCCUGCAGUGUCAUCAGCCGCUGUAGUUGGAGUGCCUGAUCACCGACUAGGUGAAGCUGUGACCGCCAUGGUCAGGCUAAAGCCUGACUGGGUGUGGUGUGAUGGAAGGAUGGAGGCGGAAGAUGCAAUGACUGCGAAGCAAAGAACCGGCGAAAAACUGCUUCGCAGUUACUGUCAACAGCAGGGUCUUUCAAGGUACAAGGUCCCAAAAUUCAUCUUGAUGCAAGAAGAAGCGUUCCCUGUCACAACAACAGGGAAAGUAAAGAAAGACGAAGUGCGAGACAUGGCUUUAGCUCAGCUCAGUUCUAGACAGCCCACCGAGAAAUCAAUGGCUCUCAAGCACUCUGUUGCGGGAGAGGGUAAAUUUAUAAGAAGUCGUUUGUGAUGACCAAAACCGUGUAACAAGUGUGGUCCAUUGUCUUCGUCUUUUGCUUGUGGAGUUGACGUCUUCUCACAGCUGAAUAAUUUUUCCAUCGAUGGAAAGAAUAUUCAGACGCACGCUAAGUAGAUCAGCGGCGGGCUGCUCAAGUCAACUCGUUUGUGCAGUAGAGUGGGGCGGUGCGAAUCCUGCUCCUCACUAUAGCUCCGCACCAACCUGGCCAAACCUUUCCUUGUAAUUAACUACUCAACUGUUCGACUAGAACACACACGGAACCUGCCUGUCUGGCUACGUUGUGAGCUGGUAGGCUCGGCAUGCCUUCAACCUUGGGAGGCCUUCACUAUUUGUUAACACGACAAAGUGGCCGUCCUAUGUCUCAAGGUCCCUCGACACGUCCGUGCCCCUUUGCUAGCCCUCUCGUGGAUUCGGGAAGUACAUCCCCAACCUGAAUGAUUUUGGUUAGUUAUCAUCACAGAUGCUCUCAAUUUUUAUUUCCCUGGUGGUUUACGGGAGUGUGAUUUCAUUACUCUUAGUUCUCCGAUGUGGUUGACGCCCGGGAUUGCCCUAAGCACGUACAAUCGAACGUACGAUUCCCUUCCAGAAUCAAUGACAUCAAACGAUGAAAUCCUUCUACCACAAUGUACAUUUGUAAAGCCGGAACGUGGAACGUUUCUGUGGAACGUUUUUGUCUUAUCCAUGUUGGGUACCUGUAUUCGAAAGAACUGAAUCACCGUUCCAGUAUUUAGUCUACGAGUAAGUUACUGUACUCAUUCUUAUCACAAGGAAAUUGUAAUACCCAGCCAGUGUUCUUGUUGAGGG